Molecule: messenger RNA, 4211 nt
Organism: Myotis myotis
Lineage: Eukaryota; Metazoa; Chordata; Mammalia; Chiroptera; Vespertilionidae
Gene: SERINC3
Product: serine incorporator 3
Exons: 10
Coding region: 119-1540 (473 amino acids)
Cellular component (GO): membrane
Source: RefSeq, a predicted model, not a curated record
GCUGGCCGCGCGUUUCCGGCUUGAGAAACCUUGGUGUUUCUGAGGAGACACCUCAACUGGCAGUAACCGCGCGCAGCGAGAAGCCUCCGGAUCCGCCGCUUCCAUUUUCGGCGUCACCAUGGGAGCUGUGCUGGGCGUCUGCUCCCUGGCCAGCUGGGUUCCAUGCCUUUGUGGUGGCGCAUCGUGUUUGCUAUGCGGUUGCUGUCCCAACAGUAAGAAUUCCACUGUGACUCGCCUCAUUUAUGCUUCUAUUCUCAUCCUGGGCACUGUUGUAUCCUGCAUCAUGCAAACGGAAGGGGUAAAAAAUCAGCUGAAGAAGAUUCCUGGAUUCUGUGAAGGGGGAUUUAAAAUCAAGGUGGCCGAUAUAAAGGCUGAUACAGAUUGUAAUGUGCAGGUCGGUUUCAAAGCUGUAUAUCGGAUCAGCUUUGCCUUGGCCAUCUUUUUCUUUGCCUUUUAUCUACUCAUGUUAAAAGUAAAAACAAGUAAAGAUCCCAGAGCAGCAAUACACAAUGGGUUUUGGUUCUUCAAAAUUGCUGCCAUUGUUGGUAUCAUGGUUGGAUCUUUCUACAUUCCUGGGGGUUAUUUCACCACAGUCUGGUUUGUUAUUGGCAUGCUUGGGGCCUUUAUCUUCAUUCUUAUCCAGCUGGUGCUGUUGGUAGACAUGGCUCACUCUAUAAAUGAAUCAUGUGUAAAUCGAAUGGAAGAAGGAAACCCAAGGUGCUGGUAUGCUGUUUUACUAUCUGUCACAAGCAUCCUGUAUAUCGCUUCAAUCCUCUUUGUCAGUUUGCUCUACAUAUACUACACCAAACCAGAUGGCUGCACAGAGAACAAGUUCUUUAUCAGUAUUAAUCUGAUCCUUUGUGUUGUGGUUUCUAUUAUAUCCAUUCAUCCAAAAAUUCAGGAACACCACCCUCGUUCUGGCCUCCUGCAGUCCUCCAUCAUCACACUCUACACCAUAUACCUUACAUGGUCAGCCCUGACCAAUGAGCCUGAUCAUUCCUGCAACCCAAGCCUAUGGAGCAUCAUUACACACCUGACUGCACCAACCUUGGCUCCUGCAAAUUCAACUGCUCUGGUCCCUACCUCUGCUCCACCAACGCAGAGUGGGCAUCUUCUGGAGACUGGGAAUUUUAUUGGGCUGUUAACCUUAGUUUUGUGCCUUGUGUAUUCUAGCUUCCGCACGUCUACCAAUAGCCAGGUAAGUAAGCUGACCCUGUCAGGAAGUGAAAGCGUGAUCCUCCGUGAAACAACUACCAACGGUGCCAGCGAUGAAGAAGAGGGACAGCCUCGGCGGGCUAUGGACAACGAGAAAGAGGGAGUUCAGUACAGCUACGCUAUGUUCCACUUGAUGCUCUGCCUGGCUUCUUUGUACAUCAUGAUGACCGUGACUGGCUGGUACAGCCCUGAUGCGGAGUUCCAGAAUGUUACCAGCAAGUGGCCAGCUGUGUGGGUCAAGAUCAGCUCCAGCUGGGUCUGCCUCCUCCUCUACGCCUGGACCCUUGUGGCUCCAGUUGUCCUCACCAAUCGAGACUUCAGCUGAGCCUCUGAGUGCCAGGGACACCACGUAAAGGUUCCCUUUGCUGAACGCCCUUGUACUUUUGCUUCAGCUAAAAUAUUAAGUGAAUGCUUUGCGAAGUUGACUAUAUCCAAGUGUAUAUCCCAAGGCAGGAUUGAAUAUGAUUGAUACAGGAUCUGAAUUUUUUAUUUACAUGUACAUUGUUUAUUUUUAAGGAUAUAGUGCAAAGGGAACAUUUUUGCCUUGUAAAGUGAACUACAGCUGUGCUGUGAAGAGAGUUCUUUAUUAAGACCUGUAGGUUCCUACAACUUUGAUUUAAAAUAGAAAAUAGAAAAAUAUUGGAUAUUUGAGGCCAUCGUUAAUAUAUUUCUAUUGCAAUAUCCUUAAGGAGCAGAAAAAAAAAGUAAUAAUGUAUUUCUAUGACAGUUUUCCUCUGUGAAAGUCUUUACUUGAUACAAGCAUUCUGUUCAGUCCGUAAGCUCUUAAGAGGUAUAGCAUCAUAGUAAUUGGGCGAAGGAGUGUGUGUGUGGGUCCUUCCCCAGAAGAGGGGUUGCUGAUAGGGCUACUGCUUCUGCAUCUUGAGACUUCAUUUUUUUUAUACUACAGCAUUGACACUGCUCGAUUCAAGUAUGUGGCUUUGCCAGAACAUUAAUUUCAAUAAAUGCUUUGUAGGUUUGGUUAAAAUGAGGACUCACUUAGGAAAAAACUGCAACUUUAGUCUAUGUAAUUAUUUUGUUAUGAGUAUGUAAAAGUAAAAUGCAUGUGAAUUUACUAUAUUUGCACUAUAAGGUAUUUGAUUAAAAUAGACUUACGCUUUUAAGGCCCUUUAACAGCUUUUAUGAAUUAGCAGCCAUUCUGUAUUUUUUAGACUUAUAUAGGCAGUCAGAUUUAUCAGCAGAAUGCAUCUAUUCCUUCUAAAACUGAAGGGCUGGUGAGUAAAGUCUUGAACUCAUUCAAAAAGUGUACCAAUAGGUACCUUCUCCAGGCAAGAUGCUUGGGUAGGUGAGAGGCAGGGGCAGGGACUGGCGGGAACCCUCCUGGAGAGGGAGCAGGCAAGGAGACAGAGGUCUUCAGGUUCUGGGAUACAGCUUUAAGAAUGACAGACACUCGCUCUACCAUCUUGUCUCACAGUUUCCGAGAGGGUGAAAAUGAGCUGACAACUGGUACAAUGUGGUGUGACUAGUCCUGUGACUUAGGAAUUCAAAGGUGCCCAGGUGGGGGUGUCAUGGUAGGCUUCCUGGAAAAAGUGACGUCUCAGCCAAGAAUUGUUAGGAGUUAGCUAAGAGAUGGGAAGUGGGAUGGCAUUGCUGGAGAGUAGACGAGUCUGCAUGUUAAAGGCAGGGAGAUUUUUUAAAAUAUAUUUUAUUGAUUUUUUACAGAGAGGAAGGGAGAGGGACAGAGAGCCAGAAACAUCAAUGAGAGAGAAACAUCGAUCUGCUGCCUCCUGCACACCCCCCAGUGGGGAUGUGCCCGCAACCAAGGUACAUGCCCUCGACCGGAAUCGAACCUAGGACCCCUCAGUCUGUAGGCCGACGCUCCAUCCACUGAGCCAAACCGGUCACGGCAGGGAGAUUUUUAAAGACUUGUUUAAUAAAGCUGGACGGGGGAGAAAUGGGCAGAGACUAGGUUAGGAAGGGCUUUAUAAACCACACUAAAGAGUUUGGACCUUACGCUGAGGGCAGUGGGGAGCAUAUUCAUAGUGGCAUGAAUAAAUUGUGUCUUCAUUCACUGUAUACAUAGAGAAUGGGUUUAGAGAGAGAAGACCAGGUAGUCCAUGUAAGAUUUGAAACAGAAGUAAACAUGAGGAAGGAGAGAAAUUGACAGCUCAGAGCUGCUUAGUAAUUAAAAUUUAAAAAUUGGCAGGUGAUUAGAUACGGGGGGGAGAAGUAGAUUCCUGAGUGAUUCUGGUUUAAACACCUGGGUUUGAUAUGUACGUGAGGGGCAGGAAGAGGGUGUUAGAAGGAUGGAGGUGUGGUCCCUUAAGAAUGGCCAAGAGCAUAUGCUUGGAAGUCUGAUUGGGUUUGCAUCAGUUUUGCCAUUUUCUAUUGUCAAACAGCUAACAUUUAUUGAGGAUAUACUAAGCUUUAUGACCCUGGGUGAUAACUAUCUGCCUGAGCCUCACUGUUUUCUUUGUUUGAACAAAAGAUAGUACCUAGUACAUAAGAUUGUUUAGAGAGUAAAGCUGCUUUGUCAAGUGCUUGACCCACCUUAAGCACUCUGGUAGUAGCUGGUAAUCUGAAUAUGGGCUAAAAAGCUACUGGACAAUAUUCAAAGUCAUAGAUUUUCAGCCAAAAUCUAGUGCAGGCUAGAUUUGAGGUGUUCUUACAGAAUUAAACACAGGGAACAUAGAGGGCACACACUCGGUUGGGGUGCAGGUGUGGGGGGUAGGGAAGCAGGGCUUGAUAAUAGGAAUUGUUGGAACCACCAUCUUUUAAACCAGUGGUUAAUGUUGGGGUACAGAGAUAAGGUUGUAAAGGAUUUGGGGGGGAGACAGGGCAGGUUUAGCCCUUUUCCAGUAUAAAGCAGAUACCCCACUUUCCUUAACAGCAGGGCCACCCAGAUUAAACCCAUUAAAGGUCCUAAACUUCAGAAACAUGGUACACCCCCCCCACACACCUUAUAUAAUUCAAAAUAAAAGCAAUACUAAACUGUAACAUAGGUUUAAUAAAGUCCAAUAAAGUUUUUAAAUUUUUUA